Perca flavescens (yellow perch) is the source of this 1354-nucleotide messenger RNA. It is a transcript of the gene dctpp1, whose product is annotated as dCTP pyrophosphatase 1. The coding region runs from base 158 to 709 and encodes 183 amino acids. Gene Ontology annotation, biological process: DNA protection; dCTP catabolic process. Gene Ontology annotation, cellular component: cytosol. The record is from RefSeq and is a predicted model, not a curated record. Gene Ontology annotation, molecular function: dCTP diphosphatase activity. The transcript has a single exon. NCBI's taxonomy places the organism in Eukaryota, Metazoa, Chordata, Actinopteri, Perciformes, Percidae.
CAAAGCCCAGUCUCGGUAGGAUUCUGGUUUCCGACACGAGCUGCAUCAUUUCCGUUUUGACAAUUGGCGGGACCUCUUCACAUGUCAUGCUAGUUGCUUGUUUACGGAGUUUGAGAACUUGCAUUCAAGAGGCACCGCUGAUAAAAACCAUACGACAAUGAUGGCUAAAAACGGAAAGGACGCCUGUGGAAUAAAUGGUGACGUGCCAUCGGUAUCUUCACACUGCAGCAACGAAGCUUUUGCUAACAAGUCACACUCCGCUGUGGUGAACGGAGCAGCAAUGGAGGCAUCGUCUCACUCAAGGCUGCAGAAUGGAGGAACCGGGGCGGAGAGGUUCACCUUCAGCCCCGAGCCCACCAUUGAGGACAUCAGGCGGAUGCAGGCGGAGUUCACGGACGAGCGGGACUGGAAUCAGUUUCACCAGCCCCGCAACCUGCUCCUGGCUAUGGUCGGUGAAGUGGGCGAGGUGUCGGAGCUCUUCCAGUGGCGGGGGGAGGUGGCCGAGGGCCUGCCGAACUGGACCGAGUGCGAGCGAGAGCAGCUGGCACAGGAACUCAGCGACGUGAUGAUCUACCUGGUGGAGCUCGCCGAGAAGUGUCACGUCGACCUUCCCCAAGCGGUGCUUCGUAAAAUGGCCCUGAACCGACUGAAAUACCCCGCCAGCAAGGUGCACGGAUCGGCCAAAAAGUACACCGAGUACAAGGACUGAGUUUAGGUUUAGAGUUAAGAAGCAGAGGUCAACCAGGGAACGCAGGCAGUGACUGCUGUGGCCUGCUGUGCUCACUUCACUGGCAACAUGCUGCAGUUUGAUUAUGGCCAGGCCCACUACUGAACAUGUUAUCCCUGGGUUCAAAUGUUUGUUUGUUUUCUGGGUUGACUUGUUACUUGUAACUAUAUACAUAUAUAUACACACAUUCAUCCUUUAGUAGGCAGGGCACUUGGGAGUGAGUGUACGUUUACAGCAUCCUUAGGCUUUUUUAGGUUAACUUUUAAAUGUUUUUAGUCUAAUCAUUGCCUUCGGUGAAUUUGAGGCAAUGCAUACUCUUUGCAGAAAAUAUUACUGUUGUGCAGUGACUUUGGGGAGUACUUAAAAGAAUAUAUUUCUCACUGAAUUCUUUUUAUGUUUUGGCUCCAGUUUAGGAGUGUGACAGAGUGGAUUAGAGAGUUGGGAGUUGAAGCAGAUGAUUGAUGACCAUCCAUGACAAGAUUAAUUGUGAAAUGUUUUUUUUUUUGUGUGUGUCAUUAGGUUUUUUGAUUACCCUCAUUUCCCAUCAGGGUUCAACUCAUCUUCUGUUUUGUUCACAUCACAACUGUCACUUUUUUUUUUCUGAAGUAAAAGUUGCUUUAAUUCUGA